Durusdinium trenchii is the source of this 405-nucleotide messenger RNA. Lineage: Eukaryota; Dinophyceae; Suessiales; Symbiodiniaceae. The record is from the annotation of a GenBank genome assembly.
AUGUGUUGUUCGGACGCUUCGGGUACACAGCCUCUCUCCUCAAGCAUCACCUGUUAUGCUUCCGCGCUCAGAAUGCCCUUCGGCCAUUGGUGGCUCCUCUUCCCGGCCCUCUGCGUGGGCUUCUUGGGUGGCGGCGUCUAUGUCGGCGCGUUCACACUGCUGGCGCAGGAGCAGCCCUCCGCCUACGUGGAGUUGGCGCUCUCGAGCGCAUCGGUGGCCGACACCUUCGGGAUGAUCCUCGCGAGUAGCCUUGGCUUCAUGGUGCAGGGCUGUAUCUUCGGUGUCAUGAAGGUCUUGGACACGGCGCCGGACUUCACCUGUGGCUUCGACUUUUGGGACACCGAGAACAGCACAGUGAGCGCACCCAGCUUCGCGAAGUAUUGCUUUCCGGGCGUCCAAGGUUGA